CCCCUAGUCCGACUAGCAGCAGACAACUUUAGUAGUAAAUAAACGCUUGGAGACGGUGAGUGUGUUGUAGGUGGCUCCUACCAUCUUGACAGAGAUAUUUCAAGAUUCACCGAGACUUUGGUUAUCCACAUAUGAAACCUGACUUAUCAACAGUGUUUAUUGAAGUAAACAAUAUGAUUGUUAAGGCAAACGGAACCUCGGAAUUACUCCAGGAAGAGGAAGACGCCAUGUCCAUAUUUUCACCUGUUAUGCAGCUGCUACGGUCUUGCAACUCGUUCUUAAUGCAAGGUCUAGUCAGUGUGCAGGGAGAAUGUCGUCCACUUUUAGCUUGUGGGCGUCAAAUUGGUGCCAUACGCCCAGACGUUGCGAAGUGUCUUCUCAAUUAUCCCCAGGUGUUCAUCCCAUCACCAGACGCCUUCACACUGAACCCACAGCUGGACUCCUACAAUAAAAGAUCAAAUGCUAUUGACCUUGUGCUACAAGACCUAAGAACAAAAAAUGUGCUGGUGGCACUACGAGGCUGGCGGGAUGAGUGCUUCAAUGUGUGGGCAGAUUUUGGGGUUGAGCCUCUCUUUAAGAUGGAAAGGUCCGGUGUUACUCUUCUCGGUGUGCGAGUGUUUGGCGUACACAUCAUGGGUUACACAAGGUCAUCUGAAGAUGGCAGAGUGAAGACUAUUUGGGUUCAAAAACGAUCAAUUGACAAACCAACAUAUCCUGGUAUGAUGGACACAAUGGUUGGUGGGGGCAUCACAGCAGGACUACCACCCUUUCAAGUCAUGUUGAAGGAAGCGCACGAAGAAGCUGCCAUUUCUGAGAGUCUUGCUAAAACGGCAUGUCCUGCUGGAACAGUCUCGUUCUUUACAGAGACUGAGCGUGGCUUGCAUGCCAAUACCGAGUUUGUGUAUGACUUGGAACUACCAUCAGACUUUGUGCCAUGCAACAAUGAUGGUGAGGUAGAAGGUUUUGAAGCUGUACCUGUGGAGGACUACUUGGAAUGUGUGACAUCUUUAAAGUACAAACUGACUUCAGUCCCUGUUGCUGUUGACUUCCUUGUACGACAUGGAUUCAUCACUCCAGAAAGUGAACCUCAAUAUGCAGCCCUCAUUGAAUUGUUGCAUGUUCCUCUUGACCAGAUGUACCACAGAUGGCCACAGACUACUUCUUGAUUCUCUCAUCAUUAUCCCUAAAAUGAUUUUUAGUACUAUUGCUGCUAGAGUCAGUAUUAUGCCAUGGUUGACAAGUUUAAUUUAGUGACCUGUUGUGGCUCUGCAAAUUUGUUUUCAUAUGUAAAAUAAUUGUGCCCUACGUCUUCCUAGCCAAUUAUUGAUAGUUUGUAUAGUAUUUGCCCUGUGUUUGUAAGUAAAUUUAUAUUGAGAUUACUGUACGUUGAAUAUACUUAUACUGUAGCCUGGGUACUUCCUGUAAGAAAAAUUUUUUGGGGUUUGAAGUAAUCUUUCAGAGCCACCUUCCACACAAAUGGGCUUGAUAAAAUGACAUUCCAAGAAUGGAUAAUUUUUGCUUUCCAUUUGAUAUUUUAUGAUAGUUCUGUGACAUGCAUACCAUAGACAGUUAUUCCCCUACCUGGAAAUCUGUGAUAUACAUGCUAUAGAGAAGCCAUAAGGAGAAUUUCCACUUCCAGGGUAAUAUUAGCUAGACCAAUAUAGAUGUGGGGGAGAGAAAAUAAUCUUGUCUAAUUAAGACAUUGUGUAAUACAGUACAGCACUACAGUACAUGAGAAUGGGGAAUACUUUAGAAGAGUUUGAAAUGUACUUAAUUUGAUUUUAUCUAGUUAACAUUUGUGUGAUGAAGGGGAAAUAAUUAAUUUAAAAAGGCUUCUUUGAUUUUUUCCUUUUUUCACUUCUUCCAUUUUAUAACUAAUAAUUCCACUGUGCAUUCUUUUCAUUGUGAUUUUAAGGAAGGAGUUUGAAAGAAAAAUAAAUGGUAUGCAGGUCCUCUCCUAGAAGGGGUGCUUGGAACAUCUGUGUAAUGAAUCAGAUCAUACAAGAUCAGGAAAUUUCAAUUCAAUAUUAAAAUUUUUAUCAUUAUCUUAUGACAAGGAUGUAUGUUGUAGUUUUGAGUUAUUGUACUAUAUUGUAUGAUCAUUAUGAGUAUGUGAUUAAAAGAUUCUUGGGGAAGUUUUAUUUGUGUGGAAUUUUAGUUUAAUAAUAUAAAUCUUAGGAUUCUGCAUUAGAUAUAAAUUUAAGUGUAUUUCUCUUCGCAUGUGAUUUUCUUUUAACAAGUAAAAUCAGCUAAUAUUUAAGUACACAAAGAUGAGUUUUAGUCAUUAUAUUUUAAAUAUUGAUGAGUUUUAGUCAUUGUAUUUUAAAUAUUGAUGAGUUUUAGUCGUAUUUUAAUUAUUGAUGAGUUUUAGUCAUUGUAUUUUAAUUAUUUAUAUAAGAAUAUUUUUUUCUAUGGGAUCUCAUGAAUGUGUGAAGGUUUGUAUUUGUGUAAGAAAAGUUUAUUUAUCUGCAAACUGUUUAUUAUUAUUAUUAUGUAGUAAUAUAGAAGGGAUGGUUUAUUUAACUAUUUGAAACCUUUCACCAAACCGUACACAACCAUCGUCAUUGUCAUUCAUUAGUUCUUUGGGAUGGUCUUUCGGUUUUCUAGUGUUUCCUUCGCCCUAUCUUUCCAUCUCUUUCUUGGCCUUCCCAUCUCCGUACACUGUCUUUCAAUCUUUCACUUUCCAUUCUUUCAUAUUUAUUAUUAUUCUUCUUUAUCAAGCCCUGAUCAAAUCUCUCCUCAACAACUUCUUUUACUUCCACAUCUCUGUCUUUUACUUCCACAUCUGUCUUUUUCUCAUUGCUCUGAAGUGUCAUUGCUGUUGCCAUACAUCCAUUUAAUAAUUCCUCUGUCUUUGUUUCCUUUGACACUGUGUUUAACUCUUCAUGCAUUUCUCAAUCCAUCUAUCAUUCUCAUUCCAUCAGCUACACUGGUUCAAUUCAUCACUCAUUAUUCCAUUUGCUAACUCAUCCAUGCGUUCAUAUCUGAAACACUCCACUUCCUCCAUCUCCAUUCAAGCUAAUAUUUAAUUCUUCUUGUCUCCUGUCUGUACUUAAUUUCAUCCGUAUAAUCAUGUUCCCAUUCACUAUCCGUUGACUGUCUUAAAAGUUAUCACAUUUAAUAAUGAGACCGAGACAGUUUUUUUCUGUACAGUACUGUAAUAAUGAUUAUUUGCAGUAUGUCAUUUCAGAAAGGUUUAUAGAGAAGACCUAUACUGGAGAUUGUAACUCUUAAACUCAUUUAGGUGUGAAUUAUGCAAGAUAAUCUUUAUAAAAUAAUGAGUUGCCAAUUGAAUCUUGGUGUAGUUGGUAGACUUAAAAAUUCACAGAAAAUUUUUGCUGAAUGUGACAUUUCCUUUUCCUAUAAUUACCAAUCUGAUUGACACCUAAAUAUGAUUACUGGUACUUUACCUACAUUUAGACAAGUCAUUGUGGAUUAUAAUGGGUGUAGUGUGGAUAAUGUUGAUAGCUAAAACUAUCAAUUCAUUAAACUACAGAAGUUCUAAACUACCGUAUAUAAAGAUUGAGGCAUAAUGCACAAAUUAUAUUAAGUAGCAAAGACCCAGCUUUUCAUGUAAUUUGGGAUCAUUUAAAUGAAAGGUUGCACCUAUGCAGUUUGAAGGGAAAAUAUCUAGAAUGUUCUCCAUUAAAUUUGGAAAUCGACUUGACGCUGGCAUGUUUAUUUUUUAAGUAGAGUUUAGCAUUAUGUGCCAGUCUCCAUAGGCCAGCCACAUCAUUUGCUUGUUUGUUACUGUUAGUUUAAAUUUCUGUUUAUUGUUGAACAUAACAAAUUUACAAAAGGCUAAGUAAGGUUAAUUAAAAGAACAGGAUACGUAAGUAUAAGGAGAAGUUAAUCACCUUUUCACCAUAGAGCUAGCUUAGCUGAGAUAUUGCCUAUCUGAUGAGGCACAGUCUAAUGUUACAACACUCCUCAUGUGUCAUGCUUCCAGACUUGUAGAUGUUUAGGGCAGUGAUUCACAACAGUUUAAUAUGUCUUAUAAAAAUCACUUAAAUGUUAAUAAAAUUACAAAACACCGUCAAAAAUAAGAUAAUUGAAGACUAAAUACUUAAUACAGCAAUCUAAAGACUAUUGAGACCCUAAUUGUUUGAAAUAAUGUGAAACAUCUGACAAAGACCAAUGCAUGAACACUUGAGGUUAUCACUGUAGAUUCAUUCUGUGUCAUUCAAUCUAGGUUUCAAGGUAAUUUGCUCUCUAAAUUGGAUCUACAGUAUUAUUAUGUGUAAUUUUUGUAAGGAAAUUCUGCAUGGUAGAUAGGAUCCACUAAACUUGUAUAAUGUCUACUCUUGUAUACUUUCAGAUGUUUAUUUAAUAAAAUUCUAAAUACGG
Molecule: messenger RNA, 4347 nt
Organism: Homarus americanus (American lobster)
Lineage: Eukaryota; Metazoa; Arthropoda; Malacostraca; Decapoda; Nephropidae
Product: nudix hydrolase 20, chloroplastic-like
Exons: 6
Coding region: 132-1166 (344 amino acids)
Molecular function (GO): 8-oxo-dGDP phosphatase activity
Source: RefSeq, a predicted model, not a curated record